This is a messenger RNA of Panonychus citri (citrus red mite), 2512 nucleotides long. Its product is annotated as homeobox protein Hox-A5-like. Gene Ontology annotation, cellular component: nucleus. The transcript has 2 exons. Gene Ontology annotation, biological process: regulation of transcription by RNA polymerase II; anterior/posterior pattern specification. NCBI's taxonomy places the organism in Eukaryota, Metazoa, Arthropoda, Arachnida, Trombidiformes, Tetranychidae. Gene Ontology annotation, molecular function: DNA-binding transcription factor activity, RNA polymerase II-specific; RNA polymerase II cis-regulatory region sequence-specific DNA binding. The coding region runs from base 1099 to 2421 and encodes 440 amino acids. The record is from RefSeq and is a predicted model, not a curated record.
GAGUAUAAUGGAAAAGAAAGAGAGAGAGAGAGAGAGCUCAAAAUUUUCGCUUCCACAGCAUACAUAUAAUCUUGGAUCUUUUUUGCAAGAGAGGAAGAUGAGAGAGAGAGAGAGAGAGGGAGAGGGAGAGAUGAUAAUGAAAAAAGAGGCAAGGCAAUCGUGAAGAGAAUGAAAGAUGAAAAGAGAGCAACUUUUAUUUUCUCUUUUCUCCAACCAAUAGUGAAACAAUUUAUCAAUGGACGAAAAAUUUAUUGACUAAAAAAGAAAAAAAAGUUACCCAAAAAUUGCGAAAAUCGUUAAUUAUCGUUAGGGUCAAGUGUCCAUUCUUAACUCUCGUUAAAACCUCUCACUUUCUCGUCACUCAAUUAAAAUGACUAAACUCAAUUGCGAACAAUUAACUUAUCAGUUUACAAAUGAGUCUAAUGUUUUAUUGCCUUUUCGAAGUCUCUUGUUAUUAGAAGGGAACAAAAGUUAUCGAAUUGACAGUAAAACUUUUUACUCUUUUUCUCUUUUCUCGAAUAACCAAAACACCGAAAAAGAAUAGAGAGAGAGAGAAAAAAAAGAGAAAAGAGAAAAUGAAUUCUCUCAAUAUCUUAAUUAAUUCAAUUGUGAUAUUAGAAUAAAGAAAAUUACAUGAUAAAAAUUUUCUUCUUUUUCAUUUUAAUUUAUAUGUUUACCUCUUUGAACUCCUUUCGCCUCUUUCAUCUCUGUCUACUUUUCUCUUUCAUUUGUUUCUUCCUUUCUGGUUGGCUUAUUUUCCGUCACAUGUUAGCCGAAAGAGGCUGCGCAAUGAUGUAACCUUGUCUUUCUUUUAAAUAGAAAGAGAAAAAGAAAGAGAAAAAACACAAGAAAAAGCAAAAAGAAAGACGAAAGAGAGACUCUCUUAAUGGGUGGAGUUAAUGGCUGGUAGAGUGUGGAUAAUGUGAGUAGUGUGUGUGUGUGUAUGUUGAUGAGAGAGAAGUAAAAUGUUAUGAUGAUAAAGGGAGAGUAGAGAGAGAGAUUUGUGAAGAUAGAGAGAGAGAGAAAAGAGGGAGAGAGAGAGAGUAACUUUUUUUCGAAAAAAUUAUUUUCUUUACCAACCAAUUGAGAGCAAUAUUAAUGACCAUGAGUUCAUUUUUGAUGAAUUGUAACCCAGCGGCUUAUACCACUGCUGCCGAUGUGGCCGCCGCUGCGAGUGGAUAUUCAAAUUAUUAUGAUGCUCCGAUCGGAUCCACCGUAGGAACCUCAAGCGUUCAUGGAGGUGGUACUGGCGGUGGCAGUUCUAGUGCUAAUAUUAGUUAUCCAACUAACAGUGUUAUCGGAAUCCAUGGUUCAUCAAAUGAUAAUAAUAAUGGUAAUCUAACCGACGAUCAAUUUGAUCAAUUAACUGAUUCUCAUCAUCCUCAUCAUUCGCAUCUUCCUCUUCAUCAUCCUGCUCAUCAUUCACAUCACUCAUCUCAUCAUCACCAAACUUCACCAAUUCCUGGGUAUCCAUUUGACCCUUCUAAUCACAAUGUAUCUCAUCAUCCUCAUCAUUCAUCUCAUCAACAUUCCUUUGGUUUAACUCCUCAUCCUCAUCAUCAACCUUAUUAUGGAUCCCAAGGUGUUCCAAUGGGUGCUAAUGUUGCAUCAUCGGUGGCACCAUCACCUGUUGGUAGCCAUCCGGGAAUAAUUAAUCAUCCUCAUCAUCCAUCAGUUAAUCAAUCUGAUCUCUUUGCCCAUCACAACUUUAACCAUCAUCACAACAGUUACCCUUCACCUUCACCAGGAUUUUUAAAAAGAUCACCUUCACCUUCAUCCUCAUCUCAACAUCAACACCAACAACAACCAUCACAACUUCAACCUCAACAACAAUUAGAUUCAAAAAGUAAUUUAAUAGACUGUAAAUCUAUUAAUAGUGAUCCACCUUCUCCACCGGACUGUGCAAUCUCAGCCAACAGUGAAACCAAUUCAGAGACUUCGGGAUCAGGUCAACCUGUAAUCUAUCCUUGGAUGAAAAAAGCGCAUAUCAAUCAAGGUAAAGAUAUUGCGAAGGAUAAUUUAUUUUGUAAUGUUCAAAAUGGAACCAAUGUAACUGGGUUGGAAUCUAAAAGACAGCGAACAGCUUAUACUCGUCACCAGAUAUUAGAACUGGAGAAAGAAUUUCAUUAUAAUCGUUAUUUAACUCGUCGUCGUCGAAUUGAAAUUGCUCAUUCACUAUUACUCAGUGAGAGACAGAUAAAGAUCUGGUUUCAGAAUCGACGGAUGAAGUGGAAAAAAGACAAUAAACUGCCCAAUACAAAAAAUGUGAAGAAAAAAAGUCAAACAAACAACAACAACUCCAACAACACCAACAAUUCAACAAACAAUACAAACUCUACCACUAAUAACAUCAACAACAACUCCAACAUCAACAUCAACAACAGCAAUAAUACCAAUGAUUCACUAAAUAACAAAAUCUAGCAUAAUAUAUAAUAUAAAUUAUAACAUAACGAAAAAAAAAACACUCAAAAAAAAGACACAAUAUUAAAACACUUACAUAUAAAUACACAAA